AUGACUAGGAUUGUUGCAUCUGGGGAGGAAUGCGCUGGCAGCAGAAGCCCCAUCGACUGCGGUGGUAGUAAAGUUGGUGGUGGGGACGGCUACGGUAGCCCCAAGUCGGGCAUCACUUCGUUCGGAGUUAUCGCGGCCUCUGCAAUGCAUGGAAAGAUGCGGUGCUGUGACACCUCACAAACUUCCCUAAACUUCCACCCCUCCAUCUACACCCAACGCCCGGAGAAGACAACCCCCAAUCCCGAAAGUGAUCCUGAAGCUCAGCCCAUCGGUUCGGGGAAUAAAUUGCUGUUUAUCUUUUCCGAAAAGAACGUCAUUCGGAAUAAAUUUUUGACCAUAAAUAAUGCCAACUUUGAUGAAAACGUGUUGGAUUACCUACGCGCAGAAAUCCGGUGCCUAGAAAGCGGUUGGUUGUUUUUUUCGCCUGAAGACAGCAUAGUCUUAAGAGCCGCUAAUGACUCCAAAUAUUCCGGUCAAGCAGAAGCCUAUGGGCUUCCCCUCUGCGGACCUCAAGAAGUCGAAGUGCUCGUUGUAUUCUAUCGAACGAGGAAAAUAUCCUUAACCACCUUUUUCUUCUGGUCCACGCCCUUCGAGUAUAUGGUUUUGCUCACAAUCACCGCCAACUGCAUUGUUCUCGCAAUGGAGCGUCACUACCCUUCUGGUGACAAGUCAGCUCUUAGUGAAAGUCUCGAGCAAACAGAGAAGUACUUUCUCGGAAUCUUCUGUGUGGAGGCCUUGCUCAAAAUUGCCGCUUUAGGAUUCGUACUCAAUGAAGGUGCCUACCUACGAAGUAUCUGGAACAUAAUCGACUUCAUAGUCGUGGCGACCGGUUUGCUGGCGUACAUUCUGCCCAACCUUAAUCAACCAGCACUUCGCGCUCUGCGGGUGCUGCGGCCGAUCAAACUGGUCACUGGAUUCGAGAGUCUGCAGAUUGUGCUCAAGUCUAUAUUUAAAGCAAUGGCACCUCUUCUUCAAAUAGGUCUUCUGCUUCUUUUUGCAAUCACCAUCUUCGCCAUUGUUGGAUUGGAAUUCUAUUCUGGCGCCUUCCAUAUGACCUGCUUCGAUGAACAUUACGAAAAUGACAUCGCGGAGAAUUACUUGAGCAACCGAAAGUGGAAGCAAGAAUCAGCAAGAUUUAUAAAAGAUCUGUAUCAAAUGUCAGGCAACCCCGACGUUCUCCCCGACUCUAUCCCAAACAGUAAGUCGCUCGUGCCCUGCAACAUUGGUAACGAGAGCUCCUCGAAGGGCUUCUUCAACGCUGCACAUGGCUCCUUUCGCUGCCCCGCUGGGUAUGUCUGCAAAGGUUACUGGGAGGGUCCCAAUUUCGGCAUCACCAGCUUUGACAACAUUGGCUAUGCCAUGCUGACCGUCUUCCAGUGCAUCACCAUGGAAGGCUGGACGGAUAUCAUGUACAUGACUUUUGAUGCCGUUGGCGACAGAUUUAGCGCCUUCUACUUCAGCCCCCUUAUUAUCCUCGGCUCCUUCUUCAUGCUCAAUCUGAUUCUCGGUGUCCUAAGCGGAGAAUUUGCCAAAGAAAAGGAGAGAGUGGAAAAACGGAGAGCAUUUCUGAAACUGCGAAGACAGCAGCAAACAGAAAAGGAGUUUGGUGGUUACAUGGACUGGAUUCAACAUGCAGAGGAAGUAAUUCUGGCCGAGGAUACGACAUCGGCAGAGGACCGGAUACGCAUCAUUGCAGAGAAAUUUCCUACAUUUCUCAUAUGUUCUCAUCCUGUAAUUCUGGCAAAAAAUACCCAAACACUUCAAUUGCUGUACUUUUCAGCUCGAAGACGAGCUCAGAAGGAGCGGACCAAGAAAAACAUCAAAGAUCCACAGGGACAGGAUUUAAACUUUGAAGACUCUGAACUCUAUUCGGAUAACAAAGGAAACGUGUUCAAUCAACAGGGCUUACUGCUUAAACCGGGCAAAGGACGAUUCGAAGCCUGUUGGAGAAAUGAAAAGCGAUUUCGGUACGCAGUUCGGAGGCUAGCUAAGAGCCAGCUGGCGUAUUGGAGCGUGAUUGUUUUAGUCUUUCUAAACACCAUCUGCGUCGCAAUUGAACACUACGGUCAGCCUGCUUGGCUUACUAGUUUUCUAUGUGAGUUAAGCGAUAUUGCUUUUAUGCCUCUUUUUCUCGUCCUCGUUGUGUAUCUAAGGAGGAGAAAUUGGGCUUCUUCCUUUAGUCUUUUCUCUCUCGUAGAUUACGCCGAGUAUGUCUUCCUUGGACUUUUCAUGACUGAAAUGCUUCUCAAAAUGUACGGCCUCGGCUUCCGACUCUACUUCCAGUCGUCGUUCAACAUCUUCGACUGUGUCGUUAUCAUCGGGAGUCUCUUCGAGAUUCUUCUUGCCCUUGUUCAGCCGGACACCUCCUUUGGCAUCAGUGUGUUGCGAGCACUGCGACUUCUAAGAAUUUUUAAGGUCACCAGAUACUGGGCGGAUUUGAGAAAUUUGGUGUUAUCUUUGCUGAGCUCGAUGCGAAGUAUCAUCUCCCUAGUCUUCCUUCUCUUCCUCUUCAUCCUCAUCUUCGCUCUCCUUGGAAUGCAGCUCUUCGGUGGCGAAUUUAACUUCGAAGAAGGUCUUCCUGCCCAAAACUUCGACUCCUUCGUUAAGGCUCUGCUUACUGUCUUUCAGAUUCUGACAGGCGAGGACUGGAACUCAGUCAUGUACAAUGGGAUUCGCUCUCAGGGUGGAACGAAUGGGGGCGGAUUCAUCUACUGCAUCUACUUUGUCCUUUUGGUUCUCAUAGGAAACUACACUCUUUUAAAUGUAUUUUUGGCAAUUGCCGUGGACAAUCUUGCAAAUGCGCACGAUCUCAGCGAUGCUGAACAGGCAGAUCAAAAUGAGGAAAAAUUGAAGGAGGCCAAGGCGAAGGGAUUUCAGCCUUCCACGUUGGAUCUCACAGACCCUGAUAAGGCUCACCUCCUGCCGUGGGUACGAACACCCACAAAAGAGAAGAAUAACCUGUGGCAAGAGAACUAUCCUGGAGACUCGACCAAUGUGAAAGAAAUGACUCUACAAGUGGGCGAUCAAAAGGCAAAUGGAAAUUUUCUCUCCUCCUCACUCUCCACGCAAAGGAAAGGACAAAAUUGCAUUUCCUUUGAAAGCGACGAGACAGGGCAGUUACCGGACUCUGAGAAUGUCGGACAUGGAAAACCCGUUCUACCCUAUAGUUCCAUGUUCAUCUUUGCCCCGACCAAUGGGUAA
Molecule: messenger RNA, 3201 nt
Organism: Echinococcus granulosus
Lineage: Eukaryota; Metazoa; Platyhelminthes; Cestoda; Cyclophyllidea; Taeniidae
Product: Voltage-dependent P/Q-type calcium channel subunit alpha-1A
Exons: 23
Coding region: 1-3201 (1066 amino acids)
Biological process (GO): chemical synaptic transmission; calcium ion import across plasma membrane
Cellular component (GO): voltage-gated calcium channel complex; membrane
Molecular function (GO): high voltage-gated calcium channel activity
Source: RefSeq, a predicted model, not a curated record